UAUAUAAACACACACAUUCUCUCUCAAUCAUCAAAACUUUCUUUCCUUUUUCUCUCUGAUUUUUCGAUCUUAAAAAUUUCUCUGAUUGCUAUGGAUAUUGAUCUCACUCCCCAAUUGUCGAAGAAAGUGUACGGUGACAAUGGUGGAUCGUAUUACAGUUGGUCACCGUCUGAACUUCCUAUGCUCCGUGAAGGUAACAUUGGUGCUGCCAAGUUAGCUCUUGAGAAGAACGGUUUUGCCACUCCUCGCUACUCUGAUUCUUCCAAAGUUGCGUAUGUUCUUCAAGGAAGUGGAGUUGCUGGAAUUGUGCAACCUGAAUCAGAAGAGAAGGUUCUUGCAAUUAAGACUGGUGAUGCUUUGGCACUCCCUUUUGGUGUUGUGACAUGGUGGUUCAACAAAGAGGACACUGAGUUGGUUAUUCUGUUUCUUGGGGAUACUUCAAAAGCACACAAAGCUGGUGAGUUUACUGAUUUUUUCCUAACUGGUCCUAACGGAAUCUUUACUGGAUUUUCGACCGAGUUUGUGGGAAGAGCUUGGGACUUGGACGAGACCAAUGUGAAGACACUUGUUGGGAAACAAACUGGUAAGGGGAUUGUGAAGCUUGAUGGAAGCAUCAGCCUUCCUGAGCCUAAAGAUGGAGACAGGAAAGGCAUGGUCUUGAAUUGUUUAGAGGCCCCAUUGGAUGUCGAUAUUAAGAAUGGUGGAAGGGUUGUUGUUUUGAACACCAAGAACCUUCCUUUGGUUGGUGAGGUUGGUUUGGGAGCUGACCUUGUGAGGCUUGACGGAAAUGCCAUGUGCUCUCCUGGAUUCUCUUGCGAUUCUGCUUUCCAGGUUACUUAUGUUGUCAGGGGAAGCGGACGCGUUCAAGUUGUUGGUGUCGAUGGCAAGAGGGUUUUGGAGACUACUUUGAAGGCUGGAAAUUUGUUCAUUGUCCCAAGGUUUUUCGUCGUCUCCAAGAUUUGUGACCCCGAGGGAAUGGAAUGGUUUUCUAUCAUCACUACUCCUAAUCCUAUCUUUACACACAUGGCUGGAAGUUCUUCGGUAUGGAAGGCAUUAUCAUCUACAGUUCUGCAGGCUGCUUUCAAUGUAGAUGCUGAAACUGAGAAACUCUUCCGUUCUAAGAGGACUGGCGAUGCCAUUUUCUUCCCUCCCCCAAAUUAAACUAGAAUGGAUAUAAGUGUCUAUAACAUAAGUCAUUAUUGACAAUAAUACCUUCUAUGAGUUUACAAUGUAUCAGCUGUUUGAAUUUGUUUCAUGUUUCGUAUGAGUACUUUACAAUGUUUCUGCGCUCUACUGUGAGUUUAUAUAAGAGUUGAUUGCCUCAAUUGUUUUUGGGGCUGAAUUCCA
Molecule: messenger RNA, 1347 nt
Organism: Vicia villosa (hairy vetch)
Lineage: Eukaryota; Viridiplantae; Streptophyta; Magnoliopsida; Fabales; Fabaceae
Product: glutelin type-D 1-like
Exons: 3
Coding region: 91-1161 (356 amino acids)
Molecular function (GO): nutrient reservoir activity
Source: RefSeq, a predicted model, not a curated record